Messenger RNA from Rodentolepis nana, 1377 nucleotides. The record is from the annotation of a GenBank genome assembly. Lineage: Eukaryota; Metazoa; Platyhelminthes; Cestoda; Cyclophyllidea; Hymenolepididae.
AUGAUCGAUCUUAAAGAUAGUGAAUCUGACAUUUGGGAUGAGAGUGAUGUACAAGGUUUUAGUUUUGAUGAUAUAGAAACAAGGGAUAAUCAAAUUUAUUCCGAUGCUUUGGCUAAAAAUAUCAGUGGAAAUGUCGUCGAAACAACGUUUAUCCCAAGCUUGACAAGCGAAGAUUGCUCUUUCUGUAGCCGAAGGCUUACUGAUUUUGUCAAAUAUGAAGACAAAUCUGCAUUCUGUUCAGAGGAAUGUUGGAUUUCAUGUCUGCGCUCUUCUCUCUCUGAUCUUCGAAGUGGUGGUAUAAGUUCUUGGCCCAUUAAUAUGUUCGUCUCACUUGAUUCCAAACGAUCAUUGCUUAAACUAGCUGCUGAAACGCUUGAUGGAGAUUUCUUACUUAAGGUUAUUUUAAGUGUCAAGUCGAGUUUAAGCAGAACAUUAUUCUUUACAAUUCUCCUCGACAAUGAGCUCUGCUAUAAGCACUACUUGCACUUUUUAACGGAAACCUCAAAAACUGAUGAAGCAAUCGAACUUAUGAAGGCCCAUGGUUCAAUUGAGGAAUCUAAGAUUUUUACCUUUAAAACCCGGAUGGAAGCCUUACAUUCAGUAAGGGCAGAUGAAGCCGAGAAAGCUAUGCUUCAGUUGCAUACGUUCGCAGCAACGGAGUUGAGCUCUAGUCCCGCUCUGGCUUCAAUGCACGAAUCUGUGACGCAGCAGGCCGACCUUUUAAACUUUCAGUUAAAGAUUAGAUCUGAAUGGGCGGCAUUUUUGGACUCGCCAAUUCAAGGACCAGUGAGAUCGAUGCUGAAUGAACUAGACGGCCCGCUUGUUGGUCAAAACUUGGCGAAUACUAUUAUUGUUUGCGUUUUGAUGGAUAGGAAGGCUUCUAAAGGAAGCAGAGCGGAUAUACUCAAAACGGCGCAUAAAAUGUCAGAUGAGCACUAUCGAUGGCUUGUCCUGGAGCCGCUUAUUCAUAUGGGACUGUGGAUGGAAGUUGACUUGCUAAUUCUAGAGAAGAAAUGGUUAUCGAGAAGGCCCACUCCCUCACUCCCAAUUGAUCGUCUUAUUCUCUUCCUACAUUCCAGUAAAGCCCCCAAGGAUGUAAAGCGCCGAUUCAUUGAGUACGUGCCAGAUUCGGAUAGUCUCAUUGACUUAGUUGUGAGACUUAGUCUUUUCGAUCUUGGUUUGGAAGUGCUUCGCUUUAACUGUCCCCUGAUUCGUAAUAUCCAUGUUAUAUUUCAGCAUUUCAUUCGUCGGAAGGACUUGAACGGCUUACGUGCUUUGAUGUCUCGAAUUCCGACCAGUCGGCCUGAAUUCCGAGUUGGACAGACAUAUCUUGGCAAACCUACCAAUCAGUGGGUAGAAUAUACAUCUCAAGACUGA